AUGUCGACAGUAGGGCGGUGGAUUCACAUGGCUGUUACAAGAAACGUCAAACAACUUCAAUUAAUGUUUUCCCCUGAGGAGGAAAAUGAAGAUGUCGAGAUGCCCAAUUGUCUUGUGACAGGCAGCUCCUUGGAGGUAUUAAGGUUGAAUUUGAGGUUUCGUUGUCUACCGGUGUCUAAUACUAUGGGGUUCCCGGCACUUAGGGUUCUACAUUUGACCUAUGUUGACUUUUUGGGAGACUGCGAUUUGAGAUUUGAUGGGCUGGAAGAGUGGGAGUUGCAUGAAGGUGAUGUAAGGAGAAAGAUGACUCCAGAUGUGAAAAGGGUUGAGUUUUUUGAAUUUAAGGGGGAAAAGCCGAAACUCGAUUUAGAUUGGCAUGAAGUCACAUUUAUGGAAAUGAGAUUUGAUGGGCCGGAAGAGUGGGAGUUGCAUGAAGGUGAUGUAAGGAGAAAGAUGACUCCAGAUGUGAAAAGGGUUGAGUUUUUUGAAUUUAAGGGGGAAAAUCCGAAACUCGAUUUAGAUUGGCAUGAAGUCACAUUUAUGGAAAUGGUUUUUAGUUGGGGUACCAAAGCUAAGUACUUUUUGUAA
Molecule: messenger RNA, 588 nt
Organism: Lactuca saligna
Lineage: Eukaryota; Viridiplantae; Streptophyta; Magnoliopsida; Asterales; Asteraceae
Source: the annotation of a GenBank genome assembly